AUGUCCAACCAAAAGAACCAAAGAAACAGUGCUGCCUUCGUGUAUGAACUCAGCAACGCUCUCUUGAAAGAGGAGAAGGACGCGCACGACUGGGCCAAUCUCGACGAGCAGGCAGCGAACGCGAUGGAUCCAGCUUUCGCCCUGAGACUUGAGGCGGCUGAGAAACAGGUCGCCGCUACACAUCUUCGCGCAGUAUACGCAGAGAAGAGGCUGGAGGUUGAAAAGAGGUUGCACAAGACCGCGUCAGAUGCGCUGAUCCUCCAGAUCACGAAACAGAUGGUUGAGGUUGCGUCUGGUAGCGCGACGCUGUUGCCACAAAAACGCAAACAGGAGCUUUCUGAGAACUCAGAUGGUCCUGCUAAGAAAUCCAAACAAGCGAUUGUCGUAUGCGUCGAGUGCUUCAAGUCCAAGCUCCACAAGCGGUGCGACAGUGAUUCCCCAUGCUAG
Messenger RNA from Alternaria burnsii, 447 nucleotides. RefSeq lists its product as uncharacterized. The coding region runs from base 1 to 447 and encodes 148 amino acids. NCBI's taxonomy places the organism in Eukaryota, Fungi, Ascomycota, Dothideomycetes, Pleosporales, Pleosporaceae. The record is from RefSeq and is a predicted model, not a curated record. The transcript has 3 exons.